Carassius auratus (goldfish) is the source of this 867-nucleotide messenger RNA. Its product is annotated as XIAP-associated factor 1-like. NCBI's taxonomy places the organism in Eukaryota, Metazoa, Chordata, Actinopteri, Cypriniformes, Cyprinidae. Bases 52 to 849 code for a protein of 265 amino acids. The record is from RefSeq and is a predicted model, not a curated record. Gene Ontology annotation, cellular component: mitochondrion. Gene Ontology annotation, molecular function: zinc ion binding. The transcript has 7 exons.
AUUUAGGAGCCAUCAGCCCCAACACAGUAACCCAGUCAUCUCACUCUAACUAUGGACGAAGUAGAACUGGUUUUAUGUACUCACUGCAAAAAAGAGGUGGCAAAGGCAAACUAUGACCUGCACGAACCACACUGUAAGAGGUUUCUGUGUAUAUGCCCUGACUGCGAUGAAACCGUGCCUCGAGAUCUACUGGAGCAGCAUAAAACCGAACAGCACACAGAGGUAAAAUGUAAGAUGUGCAAUAAAAAGAUAGAACAAAGGCAUCUGUUGGAUCAUGAGAAAGAUGAGUGCUCUGAGAGGCCUCAGAUCUGUGAGUUUUGUCAGCUUGAGCUUCCUCUGAGCAAUCUAAAAGAGCACGAAGUGUCCUGUGGGAGUCGCACAGAGCGCUGCUCUGACUGUGGCCGGUACAUUAAACUAAUGGACCAAAUUGAUCAUGCUCAGAUCUGCUCUACUAACACCCCCACAACAUCAAAGGACCUUGUCCCUGAGGAUGAUACUUCUGACACAGAUGAGCAGACUAUGUUGCAGUGUCAAAACUGUCUGAAGUACAUUCCCUCAGACAAGCUGAAAGAACACAAGAUGCUUUGCACACAGUCCUUACGGUUUAUAGACGUCAAGGAUGAUGACUCAGAGGAAGAGGAUGAAAACCACAGUCCUGGAAAUGACAGCACUCCAGACGCUGCAGAUUUCUCCUUCUCAUCAUUGCAAAAGGUGAAGAGAGACAGAAACAUUGGCAUGGGCCUGGAUAAGAUAAGCACCUGUCCGCUCUGUCACCUGGCUCUUCCUGUAAAGACGCUGGAAUGGCAUGAGAAAAAAUGUGAAUUACACAGACAUCUGAGCAUGGCAUGAUAGAUGGUGAAAUCAAAG